Messenger RNA from Gymnogyps californianus (California condor), 969 nucleotides. Its product is annotated as UDP-glucuronosyltransferase 1A1-like. The coding region runs from base 1 to 969 and encodes 322 amino acids. Gene Ontology annotation, molecular function: UDP-glycosyltransferase activity. The transcript has 2 exons. The record is from RefSeq and is a predicted model, not a curated record. Lineage: Eukaryota; Metazoa; Chordata; Aves; Accipitriformes; Cathartidae.
AUGCUGGUGGCAGUGCUGCUCCCCUUCUUGUGCUGCCUGAGUCCUGCCGCUGCUGGGAAACUGCUGGUGAUCCCGAUGGAGGGCAGCCACUGGCUCAGUAUGAAGGAAGUGCUGGCCGAGCUGAGCAAGAGAGGGCAUGAAAUAGUUGUCAUCGCACCAGACAGCAAAAUGCUGAUAGAUUCCUCGGGGAUAUAUGAAUUGAAAACAUAUCCUGUACCUUUCAAAAAGGAAGAGAUGGAAGAACUUAUGCGCUCACUUAGUUCAAACUGUUUUAGUGAAGAGCCUUUCCUUAUAAGAUUUUUGAAUACCUGGGAUCAUUUCAGAAAGAGCUCUGCCAUGUUUCAAGCUUCCUGCAGUUCCUUACUGUACAACAAAGAGAUGAUGAAAUACAUUGAAGAAAGUAAAUUUGAUGCCAUCUUUACAGAUCCUCUGACACCCUGUGGACAGAUAAUUGCUUUGCACUUUUCUAUCCCUACUGUUUUCUUCUUGCGGGGCAUCCCGUGUGCUAUAGACAUUCAUGCUACUCAGAGUCCGGACCCACCAUCCUACGUCCCACGAAUGUUCUCACUCAAUACAGAUCAUAUGACGUUUCCUCAGAGAGUGAAGAACUUCCUGAUCAGCGUUUCAGAGUCUUUCACCUGCAGUAUGGUCUUUUCACCAUUUGAAAGCCUGGCCUCGGACUUUCUCCAAAAGCCGGUGACGAUUACGCAGCUUUUAAGUCACGGAUCCAUUUGGCUGAAGAGACUUGACUUUGUCUUUGACUAUCCCAUGCCUGUAAUGCCCAAUAUGAUUUUCAUUGGAGGCAUAAACUGCGGACAGAAGAAACCAUUAUCUCAGGUCAGUGACUGGCUGGGAAAGGGGCUAAAGAUCAUAGUCCAGCAGCAAUAUUUAUUGCAGAAGUACGGAUUCUUCAGUCCUGAUUUCUUGUUGUCUUCCAACUAUGCCUCUGAAUCACACAGUUACGUGUAA